Messenger RNA from Papilio machaon (common yellow swallowtail), 1426 nucleotides. Its product is annotated as transmembrane protease serine 12. Gene Ontology annotation, molecular function: serine-type endopeptidase activity. The transcript is spliced from 6 exons. Lineage: Eukaryota; Metazoa; Arthropoda; Insecta; Lepidoptera; Papilionidae. The coding region runs from base 58 to 1407 and encodes 449 amino acids. The record is from RefSeq and is a predicted model, not a curated record. Gene Ontology annotation, biological process: proteolysis.
CGAAAAUAUUUACUUUAAUUAAAUUGAUAGGAUACGAUGAACUAGUGUUGUGUAAAUAUGGCAAUCAGUCGUUCAAGUGUAUUUUUGUUGAGUGCGGUUUGUUUUUUGGUACUGGCACAGUUUUUUGUUAUCAGUGAUGCUUAUAGUCAAAGAGAAUGUGGCGUGUCACUGAGAAGGCACACUAGACAGCCCAGAGACAGGUCCGCUGGCCAGCUGCGCAUCAUCAGAGGCAGGGAGUCUAAGCGAGGUGCUUGGCCGUGGCAGGUGUCGUUACAACUGCUUCACCCCAACUACGGUCUGAUUGGGCACUGGUGUGGCGGUGUGCUGAUACACCCGCUAUGGCUGCUGACCACUGCACACUGCAUACACAAUGAACUGUUCAACUUACCAGUCGCAGCGCUGUGGACUGCGGUCCUCGGGGAGUGGGACCGCGCCGAGCAGAGAGGUUCUUUCGUGCCCAUUGAGAAGAUCAUAUUGCACCAUCGCUUCCAUAAUUACCAACAUGAUAUAGCUUUAAUGAAAAUGACAAGGGCGGCUGACGUUAGCCCCGGAAGCAGGAUUCGUACAAUCUGUCUGCCUUCAUACGAGUCACCUCUAGCAAACUUCAGCCCUGAAAAAGGCACGUCAUACUUUGUAAAAUCCAACUCUGAGUCCGCCAAAAGAAAGUCAGACAAACGUCCCAAACCGAAUCCAGAUUCUGCAUCCAAAUAUUUAGAGAAACUAAACAAUUUGACUAAAAUUAUGUUCCCAGGAUAUUCUAACAAGAAACAUAAGAAUAUGAGAUAUAAUAUAAGGGUGUCGAAUAAUUCAAACAGACAGGCAGACAAAAAGAGCGACGAUGAAGAAGAAAAUCCCAAUAUUGAGAAGAAAAACAGAGAUAUAAUUUAUGAUAGAGUAACACUAGAUAGUGUUGUAAAAUUGAUACAAAGUAAUAUUAACGACGGGGAUAAAGUAAGCAAUGAAAGGAGUGAUAAAAAGCUGAUGUUUGGUGAAGAAAUAGAUCCAUUUAUUGAAGAUGAUAACGGCAUUGAUGUGAAAGAUGAAUGCUAUACGACUGGUUGGGGUCGAGAUCAAACUAAUGGGUCUUUAACAGAUGUAUUACUGGAAGCAGAGGUACCGAUACUACCUUUGAAUAUUUGCAGAGACAGAUACUCUUUAUCUUUGCCAUUGAAUGAUGGACACUUGUGCGCAGGAAGUACUGACGGAAGCACUGGUGCUUGUGUGGGCGACAGCGGCGGUCCCCUCCAGUGCCGGUCCGGCGGGUCCGGCGGUCGCGUUGGGGGUCGCUGGGAGCUGCGCGGACUUACUUCGUUCGGGUCGGGAUGCGCGCGCCGCGGCGUACCUGACGUCUACACAAACGUCGCUCACUACGUUGCAUGGAUAUAUACGCAUAUUUACGCUAGUUAAUAUUUAGCAAUAACAGUGG